Molecule: messenger RNA, 1384 nt
Organism: Exophiala mesophila
Lineage: Eukaryota; Fungi; Ascomycota; Eurotiomycetes; Chaetothyriales; Herpotrichiellaceae
Exons: 1
Coding region: 94-1035 (313 amino acids)
Source: RefSeq, a predicted model, not a curated record
CGACCUCAACCGCCUCAACCGCCUCAACCACUUCAACCACUUCAACCUCAACUUACAUCGCGCAGUCCUUAGAUACUACUGUCGACAGCCAACAUGGCCUCGGAAAUUCGUAUUGGCUACGUGCCAGAGCAUUAUCUGCUCCCCCUGCACAUUGCCGCCAGAAACUCUCUGUUCCCAUCAUCUCUGAAAAUCACCCUAGUACCAUUUCCCUCCGGCACCGGACAUAUGAUCACCUCCCUCCGAGCCAAAGAGAUCGAUCUGGCAAUUGGACUGACGGAAGGAUGGGUGGCAGGCUUACUCAAUGACAAUGUUAAGAAUCAAUCGCUGCAAGAAAAAGGUUAUACCAUCGUUGGCUCCUGGGUGUCCACGCCCCUGCGAUGGGCUAUUGUCACAGGUCGAAAUCGACAGGAUAUCAACUCGGUGGAUGAUCUCCAAACUCACAGAAGAGUGGGUGUGAGCCGCAUGGGCAGUGGGUCGCACGUCAUGGCCUUUGUCCUAGCUCAGCAACAAGGAUGGCUACAACAGACAUCAGAUGCCUUAGAAGUGGUACCUUUGGGGCCCUUCAAGGAUUUGCGCGAUGGCGUGACCAGCUCGACCGCCGACUUUUUCAUGUGGGAACACUUUACCACCAAGCCAUUCUUCCACGCGUCAGACAGCCCGCUGAAGAAAAUUGGAGAGAUAUAUACUCCCUGGCCAUCAUGGCACAUUGCAGCAUCCACAUCCACGUUUCCCCCGGACAGUACAUCGACAGCCGAGGUUCUGGGCCAGAUCUUCCAGGCCCUGGAUCAAGGAAUAGCUAUAUUUAACGAGACUCCAGACGAAGCAGUGCGCAUGCUAGGGACUGGGGAAGCAGGCUGCCAUUAUACCGAAGAUGACGCGCGAGAAUGGCUCAAAGACGUCAAGUUUGUGAGCAAGACUCAGGGCGUGGAUCAAGCCGUAGCCAGUGGCGUUGUCGACGUCCUCAAGACCGCUGGUGUGAUCGGACAGAAUACACAACUGGGCCAAGGCGAUGGGGUAAUUGGUAUUCCGAGGUAGGGUCCAGCGACUGCCUUACGCUGUCGUCGAGCCACUCCAUUGUGAUGUCCGUGAUCAGGCUUGCAUGGCUGGGGAUAGAAAAUGAUAUCUUAUAGCCUGGACAUGCCUAGGCUGCACAAGCUGAGCCUCUUCGACCUGCCCUCCAGGUGCCGACCCAGGCCCGGGCACUCCUGGCCAGAUACGUACCACGUUCGGUACCUACCGAGCAUAUGUGCUGAGUGUAUCAUGAGCAGCCUUGACUGGAUCGGUGACUUGUGUCAAGUAAUCAUGUGCUCAACAGCAUGCGUAGUCGUGCAAGAGGCAAAACGCGCAGACAUGAGAGGCAGGGAAAACACGUAACCAACCAUCC